UUCUCCCCCUUUCCUCUCCUCCCCGCCUCCUCCCUACUGGCACGCUCCCUCCCACUCCUCUCCGCUGUCUCAAAGAGGCGGGGGUAGGGAGUAGUAGCGAUCCAAUAGAAAGAGAGAAUGAGGCAAGGGCUGCGGCGUCGCCCACGUGAGCCAAUGAGAGGGCACCUUAGUGAGGGGACCCCACGGAGCGCGUGUCUAGCGGGAGACUGGAAGGGACAGAGAAAGGGUGAGAGACUUAUUGAGAGGAGGGGGUAAUGGAGCCUGUGGACGCUGCGCCUGCAGCCACGUCCCCCACCUCAGCCGUUCCUGCGGACAUGCCGGCGGCUAACGGGGACAUGGGCGGGCCCCAGUGUGGUCUGGGCCUAGGCCUGGUGCCCGAGCGGCUCCAGAAGCGCGAACAGGAGCGGCUGCUGGAGGUGGAGCGGCGGAAGCAGGAGCGGCAGAACCAGACCGUGGAGGAGGAGAAGAGCGACUUCUUCGCUGCCGCCUUUGCCCGCGAGCGGGAGGCAGUGGAGCGACUGCUGGAGUGCGCGGAGCCCGCGCGGCUGAACGAGGCGGCCUCGGGGCUGCAGGCUCUCCAGAAGCUGCUCAACGACGCCGUGCUCUACCUGGCGCCUUACGACGUGCGGCUUGGCCAGGAGACGCUGGCGCGGCUGCAAGGGACCCUGGCGGAGCGGCGCCAGGAGCUGCAGCCCAAGAAGCGUUUCACUUUCAAGUCCCGCCGGAAGGAAGCCGUCAGUCCGAGCCCCAGUCCCGCGGCCACCGCCCCGCCGCCGCCGCCACAGCAGCCGCCUUCCGAAUCUCUGCUGCCGGUCGCGGUCUCCGUCCCCUCCGGCUCUGGCUUCUCCAACCUAGAGUCGCAGACCCUGCAGAUGCAGGCCGAGGAGCUGCACCAGCGCGACAUCCUCCUAACCGGCCUGACGGACUGCACCAUCCGGCUGUACGGGAACCCCAACACGCUGCGGCUGACCAAGGCCCGCGGCUGCACGGUACUCUGCGGCCCGGUUUCCACCUCCGUGUUCCUGGACGACUGCAUCGGCUGCGUCCUGGCCGUGGCCUGUCAACAGCUCCGCACGCACAGCACCCGGGACACCCGCAUCUUUCUGCAGGUGACCAGCCGAGCCAUCGUGGAGGACUGCAGCGGCGUCCAAUUUGCCCCGUACUCCUGGAGUUACCCGGGGAUCGACCAGGACUUUGAGGGGUCUGGGCUGGACAGAAGCAAGAACAACUGGAGGGAUGUGGACGACUUCAAUUGGCUGGCCCGAGGUGUGGCCUCCCCUAACUGGAGUAUUCUUCCAGAAUCGGAGUGGAUAAAGCAGUGGGAUUGAUAAUAUCGGUGGUGCCCGGGCCUACGUUCCCCCAGUUAAAUGACUGUUUACAACUAAAUGACGCCACAAUGCACCUGUUCUUAACACUUGCACUUUAUUACACGUUUUCGGUGUCUUAAUAACGUCUAUCGCAAGGAUUCUCUGCUGUAAAUUUCAUUGUAAAUAACUCACGUUUAAACAGUAUAGUACCUCUGGUGAUGGGUAAUUUUAAGAAUAGAGCCAUCUUCUUUUUUUCUAGCCUUUUAUUAAUGGCUAGAUGAUAAGAAUUGGCUACAUUGGGAUGAAUAAAAAUGAAAAGGGUCGUGAGUGUAUUCCUUUAAUAGUUUUUAAUACCCUAUGGAAUUUCACUGAUUGCUAGUUAUUAUGGAAAAGCAGUAGUUUUAGUGCCCUUUGGAAUACCAAGUACAGUAAAGCAGUGAGAUCACUUAAGUUGAUGGCUAUUGAAUUAUUUUGUAGGCCAGCUCAGUUUCCUGUUUCAGUAUUACUUUACUGUGCUAUUUAAUGGGUGGGUGUGCCUAUGUGUCUUCAGCAUUUAUAUUUGUUUAGGCUUCUGGAAUAUGUUUAUAGAAUCCAGCUCUGCCUCUGAGUUUGCAGUUUUCCUCCAGAGUUCUAGCAUUGAGCUCUCGUAACAACUUCCCUGUGAUUUGUUAAGAAUUUGGAGGGGGGGAGUCUUUAUCAACUUUCGGUGCCUGCAACAGAAUUAUUUUGUGAAGGUAAAUUGUUAGACUUUUUAGGGAUUAAUUUUACCUGAAGAAGAUUGAGGCAAAUACCAAAUAAAUCUUGGAAGCUUUUAAAAAUCUGUUUUCCAUUUUUCUUCUUUUUUUCCUCAUUUAGAGGAUAACUAACAUCUAUAAGUUCUUAAAUGUACAGACAUGCUUUUUUGAAAUUUUAUAGAAGAAAUAUUCAGUCUUACUGCUUUGAAAUAAAUUCUCACAAGGCAUGUAUUUUAUUUAUACAUUGUAUAAUUUGUUACUAGAUUAAAAAAAACGUAAGUCACACUAAUUGUCUUUCAAAAUUUAAUUAAGUAGUUUGCAAUUCUUACAGGUCGGGUUAACUACAUUCCUGUAAAAUUGCUAUAGCAGCUUAAGAAGUAAUAUUAAUAGAAAAUGAAGUCAAGGAUGCAACUUGUUUUGUUUUUUUAUUAUUAAAGUUUUUUAUUUAUAUGGAUAAUUUUUCAACACUGACCCUUGCAAAACCUUUUGUUUUAAAUUUUCCCCUCCUUUCCCCACCCCAUUCCCUAGAUGGCAGGCAGUCCAAUAUAUGUUAAAUAUGUUAAAAUAUAUGUUAAAUACAAUAUGUGUAUACAUAUUUAUACAAUUAUCUUGCUGGACAAGAAAAAUCGGAUCAAUGAGAAAAAAAUGCAAGCAUCAACAGAAAGUGAAAAUGCUAUGUUGUAUUCCAACUCUAUUCCCACAUCCUCUCUCUGGGUGUAUAUGGCUCUUUUCAUCUCUGAACAAUUGGAACUGGUUUGAAUCAUCUCAUUGUUGAAGCCACAUCCUUCAGACUUGAUCAUCGUAUAGUCUUGCUGCUAUGUAUAAUGAUCUGGUUCUGCUCAUUUCAGUUAGCAUCAGUUCAUGUCUCUCCCAGCCUCUCUGAAAUCAUCCUGCUGGUCAUUUCUUAUAGAACACUAAUAUUCCAUAACAUUCAUAUACCAUAACUUAUUCAGCCAUUCUCCAACUGAUGGGCAUCCACUCAGUUUCCAGUUUCUUGCCACUACAAAAAGGUCUGCCACAAACAUUUUUGCAUAUAUGGGUUCCCUUCCCUCCUUUAAGAUUUCUUUGGGGUACAGGUCCAGUAGAAACACUGUUGAGUUAAAGGGUAUACAGUUUGAUAACUUUUUGAGCAUAGUUCUGAAUGUGCAACUUGUUUAAUAAAGUAAAUGGUGGAUAUUAAAAAUUUCCUCAGUGGGUGCCCCCUAGGUAUAGACUGCUGUACUAGUAUUUGGGGAAAGUAAAAUUUAAUUUUUAAAAAUGGUUCAAAAUGGGUCACAUUUACAUACUCGUGCUUAACACAGCUCAGUUUCCUUUUCUGUAAAAUGAGGUUAAUAAUAUAUCACAGUUGUUAAGAUCAAAUGAAAUAAUUUUUGUAAAAUGCUUGCACAGUGCCUGGCACAUAAUAUAAACUAUAUAAAUAUUUUAACUCACUGUUAUUACAUAGCACUCUAAACUUUACAUAUAUUUCUCACAAUAAACCAUAUCAGGCAAGGUUUGUAUCCCAUUUUUACUAAUGAAGAAAAGUAGACUCAGGUUUUUUCUUUUACAUUUUAUUCUUUUGAUUAAACUUACUUAUUUCCACAUGUAUUCCUUUUCCAAAGAGCCAUCCCUUGUGACAAAGAAAAGAAAGGUAAAAUUAAGCAACAUUGAAGUUUAUAAGAAUAUUCAAUGUCAUGCACAUUCUCCUUACUGCAAAAUAAGUAGCAUUUGCAUUUUCCCUCUUUUUGGGGAAUUGAAUAUAAUCAUACAAAUUUAUAUGAUUAUAUAUAGUUUUCCUGGUUAAUCUUAUACAAGAAGGUUUCAAGUCAGCAAAUGUUGAGGUGAGGAUUUUUUGAUUCAAAAGAGUUUUCUUUUCAGUACAGGCAAGAGAAGAUACUUUACCUGCACUAUAAAUAACCUCCUUAUUGAUUUUUCCUGUUUUGUCUUCCUCUGACUAAUUUUUCUUCUACACAGAAAACCAAAGUAUUGAGUUUAUCAUGUCACACCCAUAUACAUUUCAUAGAUAAGGCAUUUAAAAACUUUGGAAUUAUAUUCCAGCCUACCUAGUUGUAUUUGCAUUCUAUUCUAUCUUGGUUUUCCCUGGCCUUGCUGUCUCCCAUUCUUUGAAUACAUUUUCCUCAACUUUCUUCAAGGGUCAACUCAGGUGCUAUUUCUUAUAGGAAACCUUUCUAAUCAGUGCUCUUAAAUUAUCCUGUGUUUAUGAAUGAAUGAAAAAGCAGUAGGUAUUUAUUCUGUGUUAAGCACUGAGAUUCAAAUUGGAAAAGUAGUACGGUAUGUACUUUCAGGAAUUUGUGCUGUAUCUGGGAGAUACACAUGUAAACAUUCAGAAGAAAAACCUGUAAGGUCCCUAAGGGUUAAGUAACAAGGUAGAUAGCAAAUGAAAAGUUGCCCUAACAAAUGUGCAUAGAUGAACAGAACACAUUCUCACACUGGCCACAUCCAAAAAUGUAUGUUAAAUGUUGCAUCUUGGGAAUGUUGCCUCUCCAGUCGUGUUUAUCAUCAGCCCUCUGGUUAAACUCAUAAAAGCUCAACUCAAGUACCUCCUCCAUAAAGCCUUCAUUGAUCUAAGCACUAAUGCAGCAAGAAAUGUGAUCUCUUCUGAACUCUGAUAUCACUCUCUUCUGUGCAUUUACUGUGUUUUGAUUCACACAAUAGUGUAUAUUUGAACAUUUUCUUUGUUAAGCUGUAUAAUCUUUAAAAGUAGGAAUUAUACCAUAUUUAUCUUUGCUCCCCUCAGAUGAAAUAAUGUACUUUAGAUAAACUUCCAUCUGUUCUCAUGAGCCUGUCACCCUCUUAUCUUCCAUUGGCUUUGCCCCAUCUGCCAACUAAGGUACCUAGAGACAAUCCUUUAAAAAUUGUUUGCUUUUUGCCAAUGAGGGUUUUUUCUUCUAAUAGAUAUACCUUAUUUUUAUAUGCAUUUAAUAAAGUAGUACAAAUACAA
Molecule: messenger RNA, 4982 nt
Organism: Antechinus flavipes (yellow-footed antechinus)
Lineage: Eukaryota; Metazoa; Chordata; Mammalia; Dasyuromorphia; Dasyuridae
Gene: TBCC
Product: tubulin folding cofactor C
Exons: 1
Coding region: 255-1328 (357 amino acids)
Biological process (GO): post-chaperonin tubulin folding pathway; tubulin complex assembly
Cellular component (GO): cytoplasm
Molecular function (GO): tubulin binding
Source: RefSeq, a predicted model, not a curated record